Messenger RNA from Corvus hawaiiensis (hawaiian crow), 503 nucleotides. RefSeq names its product kaptin, actin binding protein (gene KPTN). Gene Ontology annotation, cellular component: KICSTOR complex; actin cytoskeleton; lamellipodium. Gene Ontology annotation, molecular function: actin filament binding. Gene Ontology annotation, biological process: actin filament organization; negative regulation of TORC1 signaling; cellular response to amino acid starvation. NCBI's taxonomy places the organism in Eukaryota, Metazoa, Chordata, Aves, Passeriformes, Corvidae. The record is from RefSeq and is a predicted model, not a curated record.
CGUGACGUCAUCGCCGCGCGCCCCUUCCCCGCAAGGCCCCCAGCGCGGCGCUCCCGGGGGGCUGCCCCGGGCGGUGCCUGUCCCGGUGCCCGUUCCCGGUGUCGGCCCCGCUCCCGGUUCAUCCCCCGCCCCAUCCCCGCCCCAUCCCCAGCCCCGCGAUGUCUCCGUGGGGCCGCUGCCCGCUGGUCGAGGACAGUUUCAGCCGGCUGGGCUCGCAGAGUAACGUGUACGGGCUGACGGCGCUGCGGGGCCCGGGGGGGGGGCCCGGGGGGGGCCCCGGGGGGCUCCUGGCGGCCGCGCUCAAGGGGAAGGUGCUGCUGUUCCGGUACCUGCAGCUGCGGCCCCGCCUGCGGCCCCUGGCCCGCGAGAUGCAGUUCACCUACAUCCCCGUGGAUGCCGAAAUCGUCUCCAUCGAUUCCUUCCCCAAAUCCCCCCCCCAGCGCGGCCUCGUCGUCGGCAUCACCUUCAUCAAGGACUCGGGGGACAAGCCAGCCCCUUCCUGA